Messenger RNA from Heterobilharzia americana, 309 nucleotides. The record is from the annotation of a GenBank genome assembly. Lineage: Eukaryota; Metazoa; Platyhelminthes; Trematoda; Strigeidida; Schistosomatidae.
AUGGAGGUUGAUGCUGGUAGUAUCGCCACAUGUACACCUGAGAUGUAUGACAUUGCUUCGACAUUGGUAAAUGUUGAAGAAGUCACAGACAAUAAAGGCUUCAGUGACUUCAAAGUACCAACAGUGACUUCUGAUGCCACCCAGACAGUUGCUGAGCAGCUUACGUCUCGCUCAGAAUCUGAAACAACUUCAAAAAAUCUGAACAUAAGACUCCAAAUCCUGUUUCAGUCUCUUCUGUGGCUGUCAACAGCAAUGUUGGAAAGUAUCGUUUGUUACGUACUAUUGGUAAGGGGAAUUUCGCCAAAGUAA